Otolemur garnettii (small-eared galago) is the source of this 9742-nucleotide messenger RNA. It is a transcript of the gene GOLGB1, whose product is annotated as golgin B1. Gene Ontology annotation, cellular component: membrane; Golgi apparatus; endoplasmic reticulum-Golgi intermediate compartment. NCBI's taxonomy places the organism in Eukaryota, Metazoa, Chordata, Mammalia, Primates, Galagidae. The coding region runs from base 139 to 9402 and encodes 3087 amino acids. The record is from RefSeq and is a predicted model, not a curated record. The transcript has 23 exons.
AUCUUCCGUCCCAACUGCGAGUGGUUGAGUCCCUGGCGGGGCGCGGCGGUGGUAGGUGUAGCUUACGGGUUCCCGAGCUGACGUGGCUUAAAUUGGGAGGGGGGCAGCUGGAACCUCCGGGGGCAACCGCUUCCAGAAAUGCUGAGCCGAUUGUCAGGAUUAGCAAAUGUUGUUUUGCAUGAAUUAUCAGGAGAUGACACUGAUGAGAAUAUGAGGACGCCCUUAGACCCUGAAUUACCCCAGGAAUCUGACAUGGAAUUUAAUAAAGAAACACAAGAGGAUGUUCUGGAACGCCUGGCUUAUGCAGAGAAGUUAGUGGUGGAGCUAAAAGAUAUUAUUAGACAGAAAGAUGUUCAACUGCAGCAGAAGGAAGAAGUUCUACAGGAAGAAAGAAAAGCUGCUGAUAACAAAAUAAAAAAACUGAAACUUCAUGCUAAGGCCAAAUUAACAUCUUUGAAUAAACACAUAGAAGAAAUGAAGGCUCAAGGAGGGACUGUUCUGCCUACAGAAUCUAAGUCAGAGGAGCAACUUUCCAAGCAUGACAAGAGUUCUGUAGAGGAAAAUAUGGAAAUGGAAAUGAUGAAACAUAAACUCCAGGAGAAGGAGGAACUAAUUAACACUUUGCAAGCCCAGCUUACCCAGGCACAGGCAGAGCCAGCUGCACAGUUUAAUAAGAGUAAUAUAGAAAUGGAAGAAUUUAUAAUUAUGAAGCAACAGCUCCAGGAGCAGGAGAAACUUAUCAGCACUUUGCAAGCCCAGCUCAGCCAGACACAGGCAGAACAAGCUGCACAGUUGAGUUCCAUGCAGCAGGUGGUCCGAGAGAAAGAUGCCCGCUUUGAAACACAAGUUCGUCUUCAUGAAGAUGAGUUGCUUCAGUUAGUAACCCAGGCAGAUGUGGAAACAGAGAUGCAACAGAAAUUAAGAGUGAUGCAAAGAAAGCUUGAAGAACAUGAAGAAGCCUUGGUGGGCCGUUCUCAGGUUAUUGACUUGCUACAACAGGAGCUGACUGCUGCUGAACAGAGAAACCAGAUUCUCUCUCAGCAGUUACAGCAAGUGGAAGCUGAGCAUAACACUUUAAGGAAUACUAUGACAACAGAAAGACAAGAGUUCAAGAUUCAGAUAGAAAAGAUGGAACUUGAAAUGGCAGAGAAAAAAUUGUCCUUCCAUAACCUCCAAGAAGAAAUGCAUCAUCUUUUGAAAAAGUUUGAGCAAGCAGGCCAAGCCCAGGCUGAACUGGAGUCUCAGUACAGUACUUUGGAGCAAAAGCACAAAGCAGAAAUGGAAGCAAAGACAUCUCACAUUUUGAGUCUUCAAAAGACUGAACAAGAGCUGCAAUCUGCCUAUGAUGCUCUGAAGGAUCAAAAUUCAGAGCUUCUCAAAGAUAAGAAUGAACAAGCAGCUCAGUCAGCCCAAGCCAUUCAACAGUUGGAAGAUCAACUCCAGCAAAAGUCCAAAGAAAUUAACCAACUUCUUAAUAAACCAACCAUACAAAACCAUGAAAUAGCAUCUCAGACUUCUUUCCCAGAUCAGGGCACACAGGCAGACACUGAGGAGACGCUUGCCUCUUUGCAGAAGAGAGUGGUAGAACUAGAGAAUGAAAAGGGAGCCCUGCUCCUUAGUUCUAUAGAGCUGGAGGAGCUGAAAUCUGAGAACGAAAAACUAUCUUCUCGGAUUAUUCUUCUGGAGGCUCAGAAUAGAACUGGGGAGGCAGAUAGAGAAGUCAGUGAGAUGAGCACAGUUAAUAUUACCAGGCCUAAUAGAAGCAGCUCUUCUACCGAGGAAAAUGAACAAGAUGUUCUAGAGAGCACAUUUUCUCAGAAACAUAAGGAGUUAUCAGUUUUAUUGUUGGAAAUGAAAGAAGCUCAAGAAGAAAUUGCAUUUCUUAAAUCACAGCUCCAGGGCAAAAGGGCUGAGGGGGAGCCUGAGGUCCUUGACCAGACAGAAAUGAAACAGACAGAAAGUCAAGGAAUAUCUACAAUUAAAAUGAAAGUAUUUCUUGAAGAUAGGGGGCAAGACUUUCCCUCAAUGCCAAAUGAAGAAAGCAAUCUUCCAGCAAUUGAAAACAAAGAACAGGAGAAUACCAAACAUCAGACUAGAACACCUGAGGAUGUAUCAUUAAAUGACAUUGGAAUGGAAUUAAAAUCAACAAAACAGGAUGAUGUUAAUAAAUCCCUUUCUGCUAUACCGGAUACUGGUCAGUAUCAUCAGGAUGAGUUGGAAAGAUUAAAAAGUCAAAUUUUGGAGCUUGAGAUAAGCUUUCAUAAAGCAGAAGAAAUCUAUGAGAAAAGUUUAGACGAGAAAGCUAAGGAAAUUAAUAAUUUAACUCAGUCACUUGAGGAAUUUAAGAAAAAUGCUGAAAACACCAGCAGUACGCUCACUGCUUUGUCUGAAGAAAGAGAUCAGCUUCUUUCUCAGGUGAAGGAACUUAGUGUAGUAACAGAACUGAGGGCUCAGGUAGAGCAACUGGAAACAAACCUUGCAGAAGCAGAAAAGCAGAGAACACUUGAAUAUGAAAGCCAAAGAACUCAUCACAACCUGCUAACUGAACAGAUCCACAGUCUCAGCAUGGAAGCCAAAUCUAAAGAUGUGAAAAUUGAAGUUUUACAGAAUGAACUGGAUGAUGUGCAGCUUCAAUUUUCUGAGCAGACCACACUGAUAAGAAGCCUGCAAAGUCAGCUGCAGAAGAAGGAAAGUGAAGUGCUUGAGGGGGCAGAACAUCUGAGGGAUAUCUCAAAUAAGAUGGAAGAACUGCUACAGACACUUUCACAGAAGGAACUUGAAAUAGCAAAGAUGGAUCAACUGUUACUAGAGAAAAAGAGAGAUGUGGAAACCCUCCAACAAACCAUAGAGGAGAAGGAUCAGCAAGUGACAGAAAUCAGCUUUAGUAUGACUGAGAAAAUGGUUCAGCUUAAUGAGGAGAAGUUUUCUCUUGGGGUUGAAAUUAAAACUCUUAAAGAACAACUGAAUUUAUUAUCAAGAGCUGAAGAAGCAAAAAAAGAGCAGGUAGAAGAAGAUAAUGAAGUUGUUUCUGAACUUAAACAUAAUUAUGAUGAGUUGAGCCCAGCAGGGCUAAUAAGUAAAGAAGAACUUCAGCAUGAAUUAGAUCUUCUGAAGAAAGAAAGUGAGCAGAGAAAGAGAAAGCUCCAGGCAGCUCUUAUUAACAGAAAGGAACUUCUACAAAGAGUCAGUAUAUUAGAAGAGGAAUUAGCCAAAGUGAAAGAUGAAUCUAGGAAAGAGAUCCCACUAAGUGAGAGUGAGAGGAGGGAAAUGGAGGCAGAUAAAGAGAACAAAGAAGACUCAGAGAAAUGUGUGACUUCUAAGUGUCAAGAAAUAGAAAUGUCUUUAAAACAGACCAUAUCUGAGAAAGAACUGGAGCUAGAACAUGUAAGGAAGGGUUUGGAAGAAAAGAUAGCAGCUGAAGAAGAGUUACAGACUAUAGUUAAACAGAUGGGUCAGAGCUUGCAAGAUAAGACAAACCAAAUAGAUUUGCUGCAAGCAGAAAUCAUUGAAAACCAAGCAAUUAUCCAGAAGUUAACCUCAAGUAAUAAGGAUGCAGGUGAUGGAGACUCAGCAGCACCUGUAAAAGAAACAGCAGCAAUCAGUCCACUUGGUGCAGGGAGUGGAGAACACUGGAAACCAGAAUUAGAAGAAAGGAUAGUAGGCCUUGAAAAAGAAAAGGAGCAACUUCAAAAGAAGCUACAGGAAGUCUUAACUUCCCGCAAGGCGAUUCUAAAAAAGGCACAGGAGAAAGAAAGACAUCUUAAGGAGGAAAUAAAGCAACAGAAAGAUGACUAUAAUCGCUUGCAAGAGCAAUUCGAUGAGCAAAGCAAGGAGAAGGGGAACAUUGCAGAUCAGCUAACACAACUCCAGAUUCAAGUACAGGAGUCCCUAGACAAAAAACACCCAGCCACUGACCCACAGGAACCAAGCUCUCCCGCUCAAGGUUUAGAACAACCUUUACUCAAAGCCACAGAACAGCAUCCUAGCCAACCUGUUUUAGAGUCUGAUUUGUACCCAGACUGGCCUCAUCCUGAAGAUACAAGUACUCUGCAGGGUAAUACUUCCAUUGCCCACAUUAAGGCCCAACUGAAAGAAAUAGAGACUGAGAAAGAACAGUUAGAAUUGAAAUUUAGUUCUGCAACAAGUGAGCUUACCAAAAAAUCAGAAGAAGUAUUUCUGUUACGAGAGCAAAUAAACCAACAGGAUUUAGAAAUCCAGAGUCUGAAGACAGCAUCCCAUGAAGCAGAAGCCCGUGCAGAAAGCCUGAAGCAGAAACUGGAAAGCAGUCAACUAGAAAUUGCUGGCUUAGAACAUUUGAGAGUAUUACAGCCUGAACUAGAUGAACUGCAGAAACUUAUAAGCAGAAAGGAAGAAGAAGUUAGCAAUAUUUCUAAACAACUUAGAGAGAAAGAAGAAACCCUUGCUAAAGUACAGACAGAGAUAAUAGAACAAGAAGAUUUAAUUAAGGCUCUACAUACACAGCUUGAAAUCCAAGCCAAAGAACAUGAUGAGAGGAUAAAGCAGUUUCAGGUAGAACUUUGUGAAAUGAAGCAAAAACCAGAAGAGAUUGAAGAAGAAAGUAGAGCAAAGCAACAAAUACAAAGGAAACUGCAGGCUGCCCUUAUUUCCCGAAAAGAAGCACUGAAAGAAAACAAAGGUCUCCAAGAGGAGUUGUCUUUGGCCAGAGAUACCAUUGAACAGCUCACCAAGUCUCUAGCAGAUAUGGAAAGUCAAGUUUCUGCUCAAAAUAAAGAAAAAGAUACAUUCUUAGGAAGAUUAGCUCUUCUUCAGGAAGAAAGAGACAAACUCAUUACAGAAAUGGACAAAUCGUUACUGGAAAAUCAAAAUCUCAGUGGCUCUUGUGAGAGUCUAAAGCUAGCUCUAGAGGGUCUUACUGAAGACAAGGAAAACUUAGCGAAGGAAAUUGAAUCUUUGAAAUCUUCUAAGAUUGCAGAAAGCACAGAGUGGCAAGAGAAACACAAGGAGCUACAAAAAGAAUAUGAAAUUCUGCUACAGUCCUAUGAGAAUGUUAGCAAUGAAGCUGAAAGGAUUCAGCAUGUGGUGGAAACUGUGAGGCAAGAGAAACAGGAACUGUACGGCAAGUUAAGAAGUGCAGAAACAAACAAGAAAGAGAUAGAAAAGCAGUUGCAAGAAGCUGAGCAAGAAAUGGAGGAAAUGAAAGAAAAGAUGAGAAAGUUUGCUAAAUCUAAGCAACAGAAAAUCCUAGAGCUGGAAGAAGAGAAUGAGCGGCUUAGAGCCGAGGUAUACCCUGCAGGGGGUACAGCUAAAGAAUGUAUGGAAACACUUAUUUCUUCCAAUUCCAGCAUGAAAGAAGAACUCGAAAGGAUCAAAAUAGAGUAUGAAACCCUCUCUGAGGAGUUUAAGACUUUACUGGCUGAGAAAAAGUCUCUAAGUGAAGAGGUUCAAGACUUACAGCAUCAGAGAGAAGAGAUUGCAUCUAAACAAGCUAGUCUAGAGGCACCUGAAAAACAUAACCAAAUGGAUGUGCUUGAAGAGGGAACACAAUGUGUACCAAGUGAGGUGAAAGAGCAAGACUCCCUGAGUAUGAGCCCAAGGCCUGCACAAUCAGAAUCUGCUCUAUCAGAGAACGGUGCUAAACCUGAUGUAAGUGAGGAUUUUAGCUCACAUGACAAAAUUAAUAAUUACUUGCAACAGAUUGAUCAGCUCAAUCAAAGAAUUGCUGAAUUAGAGGCAGAGAAGCAGAAAGACAGAGAACUUAGCCAGACUUUAGAAAAUGAGAGAAAUACCUUACUGAGUCAGGUAUCAACAAAGGAUGACAAACUAAAAAUGCUUCAGGAUGAGGUAACCAAAAUAAACCUGUUAAAUCAGCAAAUCCAAGAAGAACUCUCCAGAGUCACCAAACUAAAAGAGACAGCAGAAGAAGAGAAAGAUGAUUUGGAAGAGAGGCUUAUGAAUCAAUUAGCAGAACUUAAUGGAAGCAUUGGCAAUUAUUAUCAGGAUGUUACAGAUGCCCAAAUAAAAAAUGAGCUACUGCAAUCUGAAAUGCAGAACCUUAAAAAGUGUAUGAGUGAAUUGGAGGAAGAAAAGCAGCAGUUGGUCAAGGAGAAAACUAAGGUGGAAUCAGAAAUACGAAAGGAAUAUUUGGAGAAAAUACAGGGUGCUCAGAAAGAACCUGGCAAUAAAAGCCAUGCAAAGGAACUUCAGGAACUGUUAAAAGAAAAACAGCAAGAAGUAAAGCAACUGCAGAAGGACUGUAUCAGGUAUCAAGAGAAAAUUAGUGCUCUAGAGAGAACUGUUAAAGCCCUAGAAUUUGUUCAAACUGAAUCCCAAAAGGAUUUGGAAAUAACCAAAGAAAAGCUGGCUCAAGCAGUUGAACACCGCAGCAAGGCACAAGCAGAAUUAGCUAACUUCAAAGUACUGCUAGAUGACACUCAGAGUGAAGCAGCAAGGGUUCUAGCCGACAAUCUCAAGUUGAAAAAGGAACUUCAGUCAAAUAAAGAAUCAAUUAAAAGCCAAAUGAAACAGAAGGAUGAAGAUCUUGAGCGAAGAUUGGAGCAGGCAGAAGAGAAACACCUGAAAGAGAAGAAGAAUAUGCAAGAGAAACUGGAUGCUUUGCAUAGAGAAAAAGUCCAACUAGAAGAGACAUUUGGAGAAAUUCAGCUUACUUUGAAUAAGAAAGACAAGGAAGUUCAGCAACUUCAGGGAAACUUGGAUAGCACAGUGGCCCAACUUGCUGCCUUCACUAAGAGCAUGUCUUCCCUCCAGGAUGAUAGAGACAGGGUGAUAGAUGAAGCUAAGAAGUGGGAGAGGAAGUUUGGUGAUGCAAUUCAAACCAAAGAAGAAGAAAUUAGACUUAAAGAAGAGAAUUGCAGUGUUCUAAAGGAUCAGCUUAAACAGAUGUCCAUCCAUAUGGAGGAAUUAAAGAUCAACAUUUCCAGGCUUGAACAUGACAAGCAAAUUUGGGAGUCCAAGGCCCAGACAGAGGUCCUGCUUCAGCAGAAGGUCUGUAAUACUCUACAGGGGGAAAACAAAGAACUUUUGUCCCAGCUAGAAGAGACUCGACACCUAUACCAUAAUUCUCAAAAUGAAUUAGCUAGGUUGGAAUCAGAACUUAAGGUUCUCCGAGACCAGUCAGCUGAUUUAAAUAACUCUUUAGAAAAAUGUAAGGAACAGAAAGAGAACUUGGAAGGGAUAAUAAAGCAGCAACAGGCUGAUAUAAAAAAUUGUAAGUUCAGUUAUGAACAACUAGAAACUGAUCUUCAGGCCUCCAGAGAGCUGACCAGUCGGCUACAUGAAGAAAUACAUAUGAAAGAACAGAAGAUUAUAAGCUUGCUUUCUAGCAAGGAAGAGGCAAUUCAAGUAGCUCUUGCUGAGCUCCAUCAGCAACAUGAUAAAGAAAUUAAAGAACUGGAAAACCUGCUGUCCCAAGAGGAAGAGGAGAAUAUUGUCUUAGAAGAGGAGAACAAAAAAGCUGUUGACAAAACAAAUCAACUUAUGGAAACACUGAAAACUAUUAAAAAGGAAAACAUUCAGCAAAAGGCUCAAUUGGAUUCCUUCGUUAAAUCCAUGUCUUCUCUCCAGAAUGAUCGAGACCGCAUAGUUGGUGACUAUCAACAACUGGAAGAGCGACAUCUCUCUGUAAUCUUGGAAAAAGACCAACUCAUCCAAGAGGCUGCUGCUGAGAAUAAUAAGCUUAAGGAAGAAAUUCGAGGCUUGAGAAGUCAUAUGGAUGAUCUCAAUUCUGAGAAUGCCAAGCUUGACGCAGAGCUGAUCCAGUAUAGGGAAGACCUGAACCAAGUAAUAUCCAUAAAGGACUGUCAGCAAAAGCAACUGCUGGAAGCUCAACUUCAACAAAAUAAAGAACUAAAAAAUGAAUACUCUAAAUUAGAAGACAAGCUUAAGGAAUCUGAGGAAGCAAAGGAGCAUCUGCAGAAAAACCUGAAGGAGCUGGCCCAGCUGAGAGAACAGCAGGGCCUCCCACACAGACAGCCAGACGCUUCUCUUUCUAAAGCUUCCUUUGCAAUGAACUCCACUGAGGAGAAUAGCUUUUCUCACCUUGAGAAACUUAACCAACAGCUCCUGUCCAAAGAUGAACAGCUGCUUCACUUGUCCUCACAACUGGAAGACUCUUACAACCAAGUGCAGUCCUUUUCCAAGGCUAUAGCCAGUCUACAGAAUGAGAGAGAUCGCCUGUGGAAUGAGCUGGAAAAGUUCCGAAAGACAGAGGAAGGAAAGCAGAGGUCUGCAGCCCAGCCUGCUACCAGCCCAACUGAAGUACAGAGUUUGAAAAAAGCUAUGUCUUCACUCCAGAAUGACAGAGACCGACUACUGAAGGAGUUGAAGAAUCUGCAGCAACAAUACUUACAGAUUAAUCAAGAAAUUAAUGAGUUACGUCCACUGAGGGCUCAACUUCAGGAGUAUCAAGAUAAGACAAAAACAUUUGAGGUUAUGCAAGAAGAGCUCAGGCAGGAAAAUCUCUCCUGGCAGCAUGAGCUGCAUCAGCUCAGAAUGGAGAAGAAUUCCUGGGAAAUGCAUGAGAGGAGAAUGAAGGAGCAGUACCUUCUGGCUAUCUCAGAUAAAGAUCAGCAGCUCAGUCAUCUGCAGAAUCUUAUGAGAGAAAUGAGGUCUUCUACCUCUCAGACUCAGCCCCACAAAGUGCAAUACCAAAGACAGGCAUCCCCAGCUUCCCUAGAUGGGUCACAAAACCUAGUUUAUGAGACAGAACUUCUUAGAACCCAGCUCAAUGACAGCUUAAAGGAAAUUCACCAAAAGGAAUUAAGAAUUCAGCAACUAAAUGGCAAGUUCUCUCAGCUACUGGAAGAGAAAAACACCCUUUCCAUUCAACUCAGUGAUACUAGUCAGAGUCUUCGUGAGAACCAACAGCACUACAGUGACCUUUUGAAUCACUGUGCAGUCUUGGAGAAGCAAGUUCAAGAGCUGCAGGUGGGGCCACUAAAUGUAGAUGUUGCUCCAGGAGCUCCCCAGGAAAAGAAUGGGGUUCACAGAAAGAGUGAUCCUGAAGAACUGAGGGAGCCACAGCAAAGCUUUUCUGAAGCCCAGCAGCAGCUGUCCAACACUAAACAGGAAGUGAGUGAAUUAAGGAAGCUGCUGGAAGAAGAACGAGACCAAAGAGUGGCUGCUGAGAACGCCCUCUCUGUGGCUGAGGAGCAGAUCAGGCGGUUGGAGCAUGGUGAGUGGGACUCUGCCCGGACUCCUAUCCUUGGCUCCUGUGGCAGUCAGGAGCAAUCAGUGUUAAUAGAUAUUACAAGCAACAGUUGUCGAAGGACCCGAACUGGUGCUGGAUGGAAGCGGGUCCUGCGUUCACUCUGUCAUUCUCGGACCCGAGUGCCACUGCUGGCAGCCAUCUACCUUCUGAUGGUUCAUGUCCUACUCAUUCUGUGUUUCACAGGCCAUCUAUAGACUUAGUUACUUUUUGGACCACUGCCCUCAGAACUUGGAAUUCCUUCACUUCUAAUGUCAGAACUGUCAAUUCCAUUGGAACAGUCUUCCCACUUUACUCUCCAUGUAAAGAACCUGCAAAAACAGAGGUGGAUAUGGAGCUGCAGGGAAUUUGCUUUCUUCUACUGCCCUGGGCUGGAACCCUUUUACUUAAUCUGAGAAACCUCACAUUUGGUUUUCUCAGCCUGAUAUUUGUUGGGAUUUUGUAGAGCCCUGAUCUUUUUUAAGACCUAUAAAAAGUACUGAAGAAUGUCUUUCACCCAAGCCAAGAGGAUGUUUUCAAUAAACCUAACAAUCUAAA